CAGACUGUGGACCACCAGACAGGAGACAACAUUCAUGGGCUAAGGAUCUGUUACUCUGGUGUACUGGGAACAACAGAGGUACCUUUUAUUCCCCUGGGUAAUCCAACUAAACAUUCUAUUGCUGACGUGUAAAAGAUCAAAUCCAGUCAUGCUUAAUCUGGCUAGAUUAGACAAUCCAGCCGUGAUUUUUGACAAUGGUUCUGGACUCUGUAAAAUCGGAAUUUCAGGAGAGAUUGAACCCCGUCAUGUCAUCAACUCUGUAGUUGGACACCCAAAAUUCAACAUACCAUCUGCAAGAUCCAAUCGGAAAAGGUACUUUGUAGGAGAAGAAGCCCAGUGCAUGUACGAUGGCUUAUACCUACACUAUCCUAUUGAGCGUGGACUAGUAACUAGAUGGGAUGACAUGGAAAAACUGUGGAAGGACCUUUUUGAGUGGGAGCUAGGAGUGAAACCCAAUGAACAGCCAGUUUUCAUGACUGAGCCCUCCUUGAACCCACGAGAGACCAGAGAGAAGACCACAGAAAUAAUGUUUGAGAAAUUUGACGUACCUGCCUUGUACCUUUGCAACCAUGCAGUAGGAGCCUUGUGUGCUUCUGCCUGUAUCACCGGCCUGGUACUGGACAGUGGAGAUGGGGUCACUUGCACUGUUCCCAUCUACGAAGGCUAUUCUCUGCCUCGUGCCAUCACCAAGCUAUACGUGGCAGGGAGAGAUAUCACAGAACACCUCAUCCGACUACUCCUCGCUAAAGGCUACACCUUCCCCUGCAUCCUCAACAAAGCAGUGGUGGAUGAUAUUAAAGAGAAAUUAUGCAGUGUCUCCUGGGGCUAUAAAGACACACAAAAAAGCUAUCAGCAGUCCCUAAGUGAAUACACACUGCCAGACGGGAAUAUCAUCCAGAUGAGUGACCACCUGUGUCACGUGCCUGAGGUUCUUUUUACACCGGACCAUCUAGGUAUUCAUGAUUUAGGAAUCUCAAAAAUGGUCUGCAGCAGCAUCAUGAAGUGUGACACUGACAUCCGAGAGAAUCUGUUUGCCGAGAUUGUGCUUUCUGGAGGUACCACACUGUUUCCUGGGCUCCAGGAUAGACUCCUGAGAGAACUGGAACUUCUGGCUUUUGAGGGAACCCCUAUCAAGAUCACAGCUUCCCCAGACAGAUGUUAUUCGGCGUGGAUUGGGGGAUCUGUCAUGACAUCCAUGACAACAUUCAAGCAAAUGUGGGUUACUGCUGAGGACUUCAAGGAGUAUGGGGCAUUUGUGGUUCAAAGAAAAUGCUUUUAAGGACCACCAAACUCUGGGAUAUAAAUGCCAGAUGAAAGGAGGAUUGGUGGGGGUAAACAUCAUUCCUUGGCAUUUAAUAAAAUAAACAAAAGAAAGAAAGAAAGAAAGUGGGGAA
This is a messenger RNA of Mastomys coucha (southern multimammate mouse), 1394 nucleotides long. Its product is annotated as actin-related protein T1. Gene Ontology annotation, biological process: regulation of DNA-templated transcription. Lineage: Eukaryota; Metazoa; Chordata; Mammalia; Rodentia; Muridae. Bases 149 to 1279 code for a protein of 376 amino acids. The record is from RefSeq and is a predicted model, not a curated record. Gene Ontology annotation, molecular function: chromatin binding. The transcript has a single exon. Gene Ontology annotation, cellular component: nucleus.